CGUCAACUACAAUCAUCGUAUCAAGUAUAUGAACGUAAGGUCUACAUAAAUAGGAACUUUUUAUACCAAACAUGACAAUCGGAUUUAGAGCGAUUUCUAAGCUUGUAGCGCCUAUCGUUGGGAACGUAAUUUGUUUGUCUAGAGCUCAAAUAAGUGCAGUCAAAAUGAGUACCAACCCGGAUUACAAAUCUGCGACCUCUAUCCAUGAAUUCACAGUAAAGAACAUAAAAGGUGAAGAUGUUAAAUUGGAUGUUUACAAAGGUCAUGUUUGCAUUAUUGUGAAUGUAGCUUCACAGUGCGGUCUCACUGCAAAUAACUACAAACAGCUCAAUGAAAUGUAUGAAAAAUAUGCUGAGGAGAAAGGUUUACGUAUUCUUGCGUUCCCUUGCAAUCAGUUUGCCGGUCAGGAGCCAGGUAACCCAGAGGAGAUUGUGUGCUUUGCAAAGGACAGGAAAGUGAAGUUUGAUCUGUUUGAGAAAAUCGAUGUGAACGGAGACUCUGCCAGUCCUCUGUGGAAGUUCUUGAAGGUACAGAAGUACAAGCAAGGAGGUACCCUCGGCAGCUUCAUCAAAUGGAACUUCACCAAAUUCAUCGUAGACAAGGAUGGUGUGCCAGUUGAGCGUCAUGGACCCAACGUGGACCCAAUGGACUUAGUCAAGUCCCUUGAGAAGUACUGGUGAUCAGUGUAACAGAACGACAUCACAUUUUAUUUUUUAUUAUUAUUUUAUAGCCUUAGAUGGUUUAGACGUUAAAUAUGAUACGACAGAGCAUUUAAUAUUAAGCCGAGUUUAGAUGGUCACAGUUGACACUCAGUGUUAAACACAGCGUGCCUUUUAUUGUGACACUAUGCUUGACAUUUGUUACAAUUUCUGUCGUCAUCUAAACUUAGCUUUACCGUUGUAAUUAUAAAUUAAUUUAUUCAUCACACCAUCAGCGAGCAUCACUGAUUUUACUAAAACUUCCAAGAUAAAAAAGGUUUUGUUAAUAUAACUUGGCAAGUCGAAAGAUGUAAUUACCUACUAAGUAAAAUACUAUGUCAACUGAAUAUUCUGCAAAUGCACUGUGUGAUAUAUUGAGUAGGUUUUAAGAAUUCUUCUUUAUUUUUUGUGAUAAUAUACCAUCAUAAUAAUUUUGAA
This is a messenger RNA of Helicoverpa armigera (cotton bollworm), 1136 nucleotides long. RefSeq lists its product as uncharacterized. The coding region runs from base 72 to 680 and encodes 202 amino acids. Gene Ontology annotation, molecular function: glutathione peroxidase activity. The transcript has 4 exons. The record is from RefSeq and is a predicted model, not a curated record. NCBI's taxonomy places the organism in Eukaryota, Metazoa, Arthropoda, Insecta, Lepidoptera, Noctuidae. Gene Ontology annotation, biological process: response to oxidative stress.